This is a messenger RNA of Musa acuminata AAA Group (dessert banana), 4269 nucleotides long. Its product is annotated as putative multidrug resistance protein. The transcript has 7 exons. NCBI's taxonomy places the organism in Eukaryota, Viridiplantae, Streptophyta, Magnoliopsida, Zingiberales, Musaceae. Gene Ontology annotation, biological process: transmembrane transport. The record is from RefSeq and is a predicted model, not a curated record. Gene Ontology annotation, molecular function: ATP hydrolysis activity; ABC-type transporter activity; ATP binding. Gene Ontology annotation, cellular component: plasma membrane. The coding region runs from base 193 to 3948 and encodes 1251 amino acids.
UUAUCGAAUAUGGCAAAUCUUUAAUUGGGAAUCCAUCUCGCUGUAUGGCAGUUUCCCAUCCCUUCCUACCUAUUAUUCUGUUCAAUUUCGCCGGUCUUUAUUUCCGAAUGCCACCUACGAGGAAGAGGGGCAUAAAAGAGAUGGCCUGAAACUUCGUUACUCUGCUCUCUGUCUCGAGGAGAAAGGAGAGAGAUGGCGAGAGGAGAGAGAGAGGAGGCUGGUGGGAGAACCGAAGGGAGUUCUUCCUCCAGGUCCUCCUUUUGGACGAUAUUUAUGCAUGCCGAUACUGUGGAUCGUUUCUUGAUGACUGUGGGAUUCAUCGGCGCCGUCGGCGACGGCGUGUCCUUGCCUGUCAUGUUUUACCUAACCAGUAGAAUCAUUAAUGAUUUGGGGAGUGGCCCUUCUUCCUUGUCUGAUUUCAGUGGCUCUAUCAGCAAGGGUGCCGUCAACAUGCUGUACUUGGCGUGCGGAAGUUUUGUGGUGUCCUUUUGCGAGGGAUAUUGCUGGACGAGGACCGGCGAGCGUCAAGCCUCGCGAAUGCGAUCGCGGUACCUGAAAGCGGUGAUGAGGCAGGACAUCGAGUACUUCGACCUCAACGCCGGGUCCGGCACCGAGGUCAUCACCAGCGUCUCCAGCGACAGCCUCGUGGUCCAAGACGCCAUCAGCGAGAAGGUGCCCAACUUCAUCAUGAACGCGUCCACAUGCGUGGGCAGCUACGUUGCCGGAUUCGUCAUGAUGUGGAGGCUGGCCCUGGUGGCCUGCCCGACGGUGGUGCUCCUAAUUAUUCCCGGCCUCAUGUACGGGCGGAUUCUCAUGGGCCUGGCGAGAAAGAUCGGCGAGGAGUACAACAAGGCCGGCACCAUCGUGGAGCAGUCCGUCUCCUCCAUCCGCACCGUCUACUCCUUCACGGCGGAGGCCGGCACCAUGGCCAAGUUCUCUGCCGCGCUCGAGCACUCCGUCAAGCUCGGCCUCAAGCAGGGCCUCGCCAAGGGUCUCGCCAUCGGGAGCAACGGCAUCACCUUCGCCAUCUGGUCCUUCAUGGCCUGGUACGGCAGCCGCCUCGUCAUGUACCACGGCGCAAAGGGCGGUACCGUCUUCGCGGUUGGGGGUUCCGUCAUCGUCGGCGGCCUGGCGCUGGGAUCGGGUCUUUCCAAUGUGAAGUACUUCUCGGAGGCAAGCUCAGCCGGAGAGCGCAUAAUGAAGGUAAUCAGGCGGGUUCCCAAGAUCGACACCGAGAGCAGUUACGGUCAAGUGUUGGCGAGCGUGUCCGGGAGCGUACAAUUCAAGAGGGUGCAAUUCGCUUACCCAUCGCGACCGGCGACCUUCAUAUUCCGGGACUUCAAUCUGACGGUGCCGGCGGGGAUGACGGUGGCGCUGGUGGGCGGCAGCGGGUCGGGGAAGUCGACGGUGAUUGCGCUGUUGGAACGCUUCUACGACCCGCUCGGGGGAGAGAUUUUGCUUGAUGGGGUGGACAUCAGGAGGCUGAAGCUCAAGUGGCUGAGGUCGCAGAUGGGGUUGGUGAGCCAGGAGCCUGCUCUGUUCGCCACAUCCAUCAAGGAAAACAUACUCUUCGGGAAGGAAGACGCGACCAUGGAGGAGGUGGUGGCAGCCGCCAAGGUAGCAAACGCCCACAACUUCAUCUCUCAGCUGCCGCAGGGAUACGACACCCAGGUAGGAGAAAGAGGCGUGCAGAUGUCGGGAGGACAGAAGCAAAGGAUAGCUAUUGCGAGGGCGGUGCUCAAGUCACCCAAGAUCCUCCUCCUCGACGAGGCCACAAGUGCACUGGACUCGGAGUCGGAGCGGGUCGUCCAAGAAGCGCUCGACCUGGCGUCCGUCGGCAGGACCGCUAUCGUGAUCGCGCACCGCCUCUCCACCAUAAGAAACGCCGACGUGAUCACGGUGGUUCAAGAUGGCCAGGUCAUGGAAAGCGGCUCCCACGAUGAUCUCAUCGGCAACGAAGAGGGGCUUUACUCGUCGCUCGUCCGCUUACAACAGACGGCAAGAGCUACAAAAGUCGAAGGAGGAACGUCCUCCUCCGCCGUGAAUGAAAUCACGUCAGAUUCGCGGACUGGAAGCAACGGCAGCAUGAGCAGGAGGUUGUCGGCCGCCAGCAGGAGCAGCUCAAAGAGGUCCUCUGACACGUCUGCCGAUGGCGACGAUGAGACCUUUAAGCAGCCAAAAAUCCUGGAACCUUCGUUCCGGAGGCUGUUGACGCUGAACACGCCGGAGUGGAAGCAGUCGCUGCUGGGGAGCCUCGGCGCGAUAUUGUUCGGUGCGAUUCAGCCGACGUAUGCAUUCGCAAUGGGUGGCCUGGUGUCGGUGUUCUUCACGAACGAUAACGACCGGAUCAAGUCGAAAACGAGGACCUACGCGCUCAUCUUCGUGGCGUUGUCGAUCUUAUCUUUCGUCACCAACGUCGUGCAGCACUACAACUUUGGUGCCAUGGGGGAGUACCUGACGAAGCGGGUAAGAGAGAAGAUGCUCUCCAAGAUCCUUACUUUCGAAGUGGGCUGGUUCGACGAGGAUGAGAACUCUACCGGAGCCGUUCUCGCUCGACUCGCUAAUGAUGCCAACGUGGUACGAUCAUUGGUGGGCGAUCGAUUGUCUCUAAUAAUUCAGACGGCCUCGGCGGUGGCAAUUGCAUGGACCAUGGGGCUGGUCAUCGCAUGGAGGCUGGCCCUUGUCAUAAUUGCCGUGCAACCCCUCAUUAUCGUCUCCUUCUAUGCUCGACGUGUCCUCCUGAAGAGGUUGUCGGCGAAGGCCAUCAAGUCACAGUCCCAGAGCAGCAAGAUCGCGGCCGAGGCCGUCUCCAACCUGCGCACCAUCGCCGCCUUCUCCUCGCAGGACCGGAUCCUCCAGAUGUUCCAAGCUGCGCAGGAAGGCCCUCGCCGCGAGAGCAUCCGGCAGUCGUGGUUCGCCGGCAUCGGCCUCGGUUUCUCCCAGAGCGUCAUGCACUGCACCUGGGCCCUCGAUUUCUGGUACGGUGGCAAGCUCAUCGAUCAAGGGUACAUCACCUCAAAGGCCCUCUUCCAGACCUUCAUGAUUCUCGUCAGCACCGGCCGUGUCAUUGCCGAAGCAGGCAGCAUGACCACCGACCUGGCCAAGGGCGCCGACGCCGUGGGCUCGGUUUUCGGUGUGCUGGACCGCGACACCCGCAUCGAGCCCAACGAUCAGGAGGGGCAGCGCCCGAAGAAAGUCUACGGAGACAUCGAUAUCCGCGGCGUGGACUUCGCUUACCCAGCACGCCCUGACGUCGUCGUCUUCAGACAUUUCACCCUCCACAUCGAGGCAGGCAAGUCAACCGCACUGGUAGGGCAGAGCGGGUCCGGAAAGUCGACCAUCAUCGGACUCAUCGAACGAUUCUAUGACCCACUUAAAGGGACAGUCAAGAUCGACGGAAGGGACAUCAAGUCCUACAACCUCCGAUCGCUGAGGAAGCACAUCGGCAUGGUGGGACAGGAGCCGACGCUGUUUGCCGGGACCAUCCAGGAGAACAUCGCGUACGGGACUGAAGAGGCCACCGCUGCGGAGAUAGAGGACGCCGCCAGGGCCGCAAACGCUCACGACUUCAUCAGCUCUCUCAAAGACGGCUACCACACAUACUGCGGCGACCGCGGGGUGCAGCUAUCCGGCGGGCAGAAGCAGAGGAUCGCGAUUGCGAGAGCCAUACUGAAGAACCCAACGAUACUACUGCUGGACGAGGCCACGAGCGCGCUCGACAGUCAGUCGGAGAAGAUGGUGCAGGAGGCGUUGGAGAGGCUGAUGGUGGGGAGGACCAGCGUGGUGGUGGCGCACAGGCUGAGCACCAUCCAGAACUGCGACCUCAUCGCUGUAUUGGACAAGGGGGUGGUGGUGGAGAAGGGCACCCACGCGUCGCUUCUGGCCAAGGGGCCCAAAGGGUCGUACCACGCCUUGGUCAGCCUCCAACAAGGCAACAAGGGCGCUUGAAGUCCCGGCCAGAGUCAUUUUUGCUCUCUGCUUCAGUCACCUGCACCAAGCCACGCGAAUCUUUCCUUCCCCAUGUCUCUGCUGCUGUAGAUUAGCUCUCAGAACCUUUUUAGGUGACGAAUAUUAUGAUACUUGUACACGUGGGUAUCUUACUGUUUACGAUGUUAGCAUAUACAAGUCUCAAGGUUUUGGCCCCAUCGCCUUAUGUAUGAAGACACUCGCGAUGGCUUACAUUCGAAUUCUGAUUGUGAUUUUAAUUUAUUAAUCCAAUGGCUAAAAUUAAUGUGUCCUUCGCAAUCACGUCGAAGGCUUCGCUCGCUA